Brassica oleracea var. oleracea is the source of this 3483-nucleotide messenger RNA. RefSeq lists its product as uncharacterized. The transcript is spliced from 4 exons. Lineage: Eukaryota; Viridiplantae; Streptophyta; Magnoliopsida; Brassicales; Brassicaceae. The record is from RefSeq and is a predicted model, not a curated record. Bases 1 to 3483 code for a protein of 1160 amino acids. Gene Ontology annotation, molecular function: nucleic acid binding; RNA-DNA hybrid ribonuclease activity.
AUGACUCGACCCGACUCGCCGUCCGACGACGAGUCACCUGUGACUGAAGGCACUCCGACAUCAGCGGCCUUCGCAGAUACCAUACUCGAGAGGAUGGCACAGCAAGACGCCGUCCAGAAGGCGACGAACGAACAAUUCACCGCCAUCGCCGCCAUCUUGGCUCCUUUGGCCGGAAACUCAGGCGAUCCGGCCUCGACAGUCCGAAAACAGCUGUUCGACACCUACCGAACAGCCGGCGCAGAAAACACGACGAACACAAAUGCCGCCCAGGUUCAAACACACGGUGGCGUAGAUCUCGUUACCGUCCGCGAACUCGCCGAGCUUAAGCAGUUGUUCCUGGACAUGAAAGACCGAAUGCUUGAAGGACCUACUUCGGCACCGUCAAUCGAACGCGUCCUCACCGAAACCCUAAAAACCCCCUUUUCUCGGCUAAUCACCGACGUACGGUACCGACCAGCCGAGAAAAUCCACCUUCCGACUUUUGCCGGAAAGGCAGACCCGACUGACCAUAUCACCGCAUUCAACAUCCCGAUGGGUCGAACUAACUUUUCCGAUGAGGAAAGUGACACUGGCGACUUACAUUAUGUUUACGAGACAAAGAGCGACCCCGUCCGACCUUUGGAACCUAUCUCAGGGAGCGAACCCAAACGCGCAGAAGAUGACAAACCAGAAGAGCAGGACGAAGACGAGGGUGAAGCGCAAAUCCUAGAGGAGCAACCUCGUAACCGUCGACGCAUCCAAGUUAUCCUCGCACGACCAAGUUCCUCCUCGGACGAAGAAGAGGACAACAAAGUCCGCGAUUCGCGCGAAUCAUCCAACAAGCGACCAAGUGAAAACGGCAGACCGGAAGAGUCAAAUGACUUGAGAAACAAGCUCAGGCGAAUGUCGCAGACAAUCGACCGUGUGCACGAUCUUCGUUCAAUCAUCGAAGAGUCCAAGGCUAAAAGAGUCGAAGAUUCCAGUCUUCAACCCCAGCUCAAGCCACGAGUCGUCGACCUACGCGAUCAGCUCAACUCAAAACCAGAAGACCUCAGGAUCAAGCUCAACCAACCUAAACGUUCUGACUUACGACGAAAGCUGGAGGUGACGAAAGCCAAGAACGGUGACGGACACGAACCUAUUGACGAGGACUCGUCUAACGAUCUUAGGGUCCAUCUACAAAACAGACGGGUCGUGCGCGCCCCCUUCUUAAACGUGAUUAUGGGAGGCUCGCCACCUUGCGGCGACUCGGUGCGGUCAGUCAAGGACCAUCGACGACAGGCAGUAACCUCGAAGAAAUGGCCAUCGAAACCUGAGAAUGAUCCCUCGAUCACUUUCUCAUCCGAUGAUGCCAUCGGCGUUCACCUACCUCAUAACGACCCCCUACUCGUUGAAGUAGGAAUCGCGAAGUGCGACGUCGCCAAAGUUCUAGUCGAUACUGGCAGUUCGGUUGAUCUGAUCUUUCGCGAUACACUCGAUAGGAUGGGAGUCGAUUUGUGCGAUAUGAAACCGUCAUCUUGCUCCCUCACCGGAUUCAAUGGGGCUUCCGAGACGAUGAUCGGAACAAUCAAGCUCCCAGUCUACGCGUGUCGAGUAACGCGCACAGUCAAGUUUUCUAUCAUCCGAACAAAGGCUCCACAUAACGAAAUCCUCGGGACCCCCUGGUUACAUUCGAUGAAAGCAAUAUCAUCGACAUAUCAUCAGUGCGUGAAGUUCCCAGGACCUACCGGUCAGGUGCAGACACUUCGCGGGGACCAGCAGGCAGAACGUGACCUACUGAUUGCAACGGUGAAGAUGCAACAAUCGACCCCUCACAUCAACGCAAUAGCAAAGCAAAUCCAACCUCAAGAAGAUGAGAUUCUAAAAGUCGCGAUCGAUGACUCAGACCAAAGCAAAGUAGUCCGAGUCGGCGCUUUCCUCUCUGAAGAAAUGCAACGCGCGAUGAUCGACUUUCUGAAGCAGAACGUAUCAACGUUCGCUUGGGCGACAUCAGAUAUGAGGGGAAUAAAUCCAGCCAUAACGUACCAUGAGUUGAAUGUAGAUCCAACCAUCAAACCUGUUCGCCAAAAGAGACGCAAGCUUGGUCCCGAGCGAAGCAAGGCCCUCAACGAAGAAGUCGAGCGAGUCCUCGCAGCCGGUUCAAUCGCCGAAGUACGAUACCCGGAGUGGUUGGCAAACCCGGUCGUCGUCAAGAAGAAGAACGGAAAGUGGCGCGUCUGCGUCGACUUUACCGAUCUAAACAAGGCAUGCCCCAAAGACAGCUACCCACUUCCACAUAUCGAUCGACUGGUCGAAUCAACCGCUGGAAACGAGCUGUUGACUUUCAUGGACGCCUUCUCAGGAUACAAUCAAAUCAUGAUGCACCCAGACGAUCGAGAAAAGACAGCGUUCAUCACCGAUAGAGGGACAUACUGUUACAAAGUGAUGCCAUUCGGCCUUAUGAACGCCGGUGCGACUUACCAACGACUCGUUAAUCGAAUGUUCGCCGACAAAUUGGGGAACACGAUGGAAGUUUACAUCGACGACAUGCUGGUUAAGUCAUUCCGCGCGGGGGACCAUCUAAAUCAUCUAAAAGAGUGCUUCAAAAUGCUGAAUGAGUACGGAAUGAAACUCAACCCAGCAAAGUGCACCUUUGGCGUCACCUCAGGCGAGUUCUUGGGAUACAUUGUCACCCAGCAAGGAAUUGAGGCGAAUCCUAAGCAGAUCACGGCCAUACUUGAUCUCCCUAGUCCGAAGAACAGCAGAGAAGUUCAACGACUCACGGGAAGGAUUGCAGCAUUGAACCGCUUCAUCUCCAGGUCCACGGAUAAAUGCCUCCCCUUUUACGAGCUACUGCGUGGAAACAAGCUAUCCUCCACCGCUGUCAGCAGCGUCCUUAUCCGAGAGGAUCGAGGAGAGCAGAAGCCCAUCUUCUACACGAGUAAGCGUAUGACCGAUCCGGAAACACGAUACCCCACCCUCGAGAAGAUUGCUCUUGCAGUCAUUACUAAUGCAGAACACCAACCAAUCCGGACGAUUAUCGAAGUGGGUAUCGAGCUCAGCGAGCACGACAUUGUGUUAAAAAAUCGAACAACAGCAAAAUCUCAAGUCCUCGCUGACUUCCUAAUCGAGCUCACACCAGAGCUAGAGCAAGACCUAAUUCUUCCAAGUCAGAAUUGGAUACUUCACGUCGACGGAUCGUCAACAAACAAAGGAUCAGGAGGAGGAGUCCAACUGCAGUCUCCAACUGGCGAGCUAAUCAGACAGUCGUUCAGUUUCGGCUUCACCGCUUCAAACAAUGAAGCAGAAUACGAGUCAUUGAUCGCAGGACUACGACUCGCUAAGGCAGUCAAAGCAAAAUGCCUCAGUGCAUACAGCGACUCACAACUCGUUACCAGUCAGUUUAGCGGCGACUACGAUGUUCGUAACGAACGAAUGGACGCGUACCUUAAAGUCGUUCAAACACUCGCUCGGGACUUCGAAUUCUUCGAACUCACCAAAGUCCCCAGAGGAGAGAACGUGUGA